Suhomyces tanzawaensis NRRL Y-17324 is the source of this 1932-nucleotide messenger RNA. RefSeq names its product rRNA-processing protein (gene MPP10). The annotation marks the transcript as partial. Gene Ontology annotation, biological process: rRNA processing. Lineage: Eukaryota; Fungi; Ascomycota; Pichiomycetes; Serinales; Debaryomycetaceae. Gene Ontology annotation, cellular component: Mpp10 complex; small-subunit processome; nucleus. The record is from RefSeq and is a predicted model, not a curated record. The transcript has a single exon.
CUAAGAACUAAAAUGGCACAGGAUCUAUUAGAGGUGUUACUGGGCAAGCCCCAAGACAUUUUCACAUUCUUCAGGUCUGAGGAAUCGGAUGAUUCGAACGAAGUCGCCAAUAAAAGCUACUUCAACGAGUUAGCGAAGCAGUUCUUGGAUCCCAUCACCAAACAGUAUUCCGUGUUAGAUGAAAUUUACGUGGACGGUUUGGACUCCACCCAGGUCUUUGGACAGACCAAGAUGGUCUUGGACGGAGUUGAUGAAGCAUUAUUGACAGCCAAGAUCCCAGAGUUGAAGGAGAAAUUUCAAGACUACCAGAGCGAUGAGAUAGACAGUGAAGACGAAAAUGACGAAGGAAACGAUAUCGACGAGUCUGACCAAGAUGAGCAAGAAGAAGAAGAAGCAGAAGAAGAAGUUGAUCAAGAAGAACCCCAGCUCAGCGAUGACGAUGUUAAAACCUUGAAUGAAGAUUUCGAGGGAUUCGACGAAGAAAACGAAGAGCAAGAUUCCGGGUCAGAGGCAGAAACUCAAGUCCCUUCAGACGAUGAAAUAAUCCAAACAGAACAAAAGAAAGAUGCAUUUGGCUUAAAUGAUGGAUUUUUUGACAUCGACCAGUUCAACAAGCAAAUCUUAGCAUUAGAGAAGGAGAAUGAUGAUGAAGAUGAAGAAGAAAUCGACUACUUUGCCGGCUCUGGUGACGAUGAUGAUGAUGAUGAUGAGGAAGAAGAUGAAGAGGACAUGGCAUAUUAUGAUGACUUUUACGACAAGCCAGGUGUGAUCAGAAAAUCCAAGAGUCAAGUUGCGAAUGAAGAGGAACUGGACAACGAGGAAGAAGAGGAUGAAGCGGAGGAUGAGGAAUACGGCAGAUUUAAUGAAGAAGAAUAUGAUACUGCUGUUGGUUCUGCAAUGAACGAUCUCUUUGCUGACGAAGAUCAACCAGCACAAGCAAAGAGCACAGCACCACUUUCUUCCUACGAGAAGCAACAACAGGAAAUCCAAGCGGAAAUAGCUAAAUUGGAAGCUGAGCUCGUGGCUGAUAAAAAAUGGACUAUGAAGGGUGAAGUCCAGGCCAAGCAUAGACCUCAAGAUUCGCUUUUGGAUGACCCGGAAACUGCUACUCUUGAUUUUGAUAGAACUUCGAAACCCGUGCCUAUCAUCACCGAAGAAGUCACCGAAUCAUUGGAAGAGUUGAUUAGAAGGAGAAUCAAGAGCGACGAGUUCAACGACUUGCCUAGGCGUAUUAUCACAGAUAUUUCCAAAUUCCACAACAAACAGAAGUUCGAGUUAUCGGAACAGAAAUCCAACAAGUCAUUAGCCGAAUUGUACGAAGACGACUACAAUAAGGUGGAUGCCCAAAAAGAGGUAAGCGAAGAAGUACAAAAGCAGCACGAUGAGAUCAGUGACUUGUUCACCAAGUUAAACCAUAGAUUGGACUCGUUGUGUUCAGCCCACUAUAUCCCCAAGCCUCACCAGUUCAAAACCAUCGAGAUCAAAGUCAACGACAACGCUGCUGCUAUCACCAUGGAAGAUGCUCAACCCUUGCAUGUUUCAAGUGAGUCGGCAUUGGCACCUCAAGAGAUUUACAAGAUCGGGGACGAUAAACCAGCCGCUGAUGGUAACAAGGGCAGAUCUUCUGUGCAGUUGAAGUCAGGAUUGUCCUUUUCUAAAGACGAGUUGUCCAGGGAAGACAAACAGAGGUUGAGACGUGCUAGCAAGAGAAAGAGGUCCAAGGAAUUCAACCAAAGAAAGGAAUUACAGGAACAAAGGGCCAAACAGGAGUCCAAACCUUCGUCCAAACGUCAAAAGGUUGGUGACGUGGUGGAUACUUUAUCUAAGGCCAAGAAUGUUACUGUGAUUGGCAAGAAGGGAGAAAUGACCGAUGUGAAGGGUAACCUCAAGAAGACCCAAGGCCCUCAAACUUCAAACAACUUCAAGUUGUAG